AUGACACCUUCUUAUAGCUUCCAUUUACUUUUACUCUUCGUCCCAACUCUUUACAUUACUUUUUCAAACCAUAAUGUCACUGCAAAGUCACUCAUCAGCUUCCCCAUACACCACAUCGGAAAGUUCGCAAACUCAUUUUUCAAUAAUUCCAACUCUUUCAAUUCAUACAGAUUAUCCCGUGAUCAAGACAGAUUCAAAACGCCUCUGGUUACUCGUCUCACCGGAGAACACGUAGUUCAGGUCAGGAUCGGCGUAACCGAAAUGCAAACUCACUUGUUUUUAGACACUCGAUCGCCGCUUAUUUGGUGGCAGUGCUUCCCCUGCUUGGCCUGCUUUAAUCAGAUAAACGACCCUAAAUAUCAGUACGACGUGUCUCUUUCAUACGACGCCGUUGAUGUGUCGUCAAGUAACUGUAACUCCAGUGAGCGGUUUAUUGAUAACGAAGAUUAUAAUGACGAUCAGUGUCAUUAUGAUAUUGAAUACGGGAAUGGCGGUUAUAGCACAGGGGUAUUAUCGACCGAGAUUUUGUCGACGGAGGAUCGGGUAUAUUCACAGAAUAUAACCUUCGGGUGCGGAAGACAAAAUUCCGGCCACUGGUAUCAUCAUGGGUUGUUCGCCGGAAUAAUGGGGUUUAACAAAAAUAACUACGCUUUCCCAUCUCAGCUCAAUGCUACCAAAUUCUCUUUUUGUUUGGUUAAUUACGACUGGUACGGCGGAAUUCUUGAUAAAAAAUCACAACUCUACCUGCAUGAAUUCCCGGAGCUAAAAUACGACUCGUUCUUCGUGCCAUUACUUGAGAGUCCGUACGAUCCAGAAUCUUACUACGUGGAGUUCACCGGAAUAAAAAUCAACGGCGAUGAUGUUUCAGUAAAACAUGGUGUAUGGAACCCUAAUUCUGGAUAUGGAGUGGUGGUGGAUACCGGAACUUUGAUAACUAGGUUUCCGAGAGAUGUUUAUACCAAAUUCCGUGAUCAAUUUGUGGCUGAGGCUUCUGAUGAGUUCGAUCCUAUUCCAUCGUAUGAUCAUUUUUUGGAUGUAUGUUAUGAGUUAGACCCGGAGUUCCAGCUUCAUCGUUUUCCGACUGUGUCGUUGUAUUUUGGCGGCGGCGACAAGUAUCUGAAAUUGCUACCGGAGCAAAUCUUGUACUCCGACACGGCGGGGGUUUACUGUUUUGCGUUUUUGCCUUAUGAUAGGAAUGCAACUAUUCUGGGUAGUCACCAACUUGAAAAGACAAGAUUUUCUUUUGAUCUUUCAGGGAAGACAGUUAUAAUCUCCCCAAAUGAUUGUUGA
Molecule: messenger RNA, 1290 nt
Organism: Mercurialis annua (annual mercury)
Lineage: Eukaryota; Viridiplantae; Streptophyta; Magnoliopsida; Malpighiales; Euphorbiaceae
Product: protein ASPARTIC PROTEASE IN GUARD CELL 2-like
Exons: 1
Coding region: 1-1290 (429 amino acids)
Biological process (GO): proteolysis
Molecular function (GO): aspartic-type endopeptidase activity
Source: RefSeq, a predicted model, not a curated record